AAGAAGGUGGGGCAGCGCCUCGAGGAUACCCUGAGGAGCCUGUCUUUCCUGAAUAUUCAUAAGGGAGGCGGGCCGACGCCGCUCCAAACCGCGACCGGCGCCAUGAAGCUCAACGUGGACGGGCUGCUGGUCUACUUCCCCUACGACUACAUCUACCCGGAGCAGUUCUCGUACAUGCUGGAGCUGAAACGCACGCUGGAUGCCAAGGGUCAUGGAGUCCUGGAGAUGCCCUCAGGCACUGGGAAGACAGUGUCCCUGUUGGCCCUGAUCAUGGCGUACCAGCGGGCGUAUCCCCUGGAGGUGACUAAACUCAUCUACUGCUCGAGGACUGUGCCUGAGAUUGAGAAGGUGAUUGAAGAACUUCGAAAGUUACUGAGCUUCUAUGAGAAACAGGAGGGCGAGAAGCUGCCAUUUUUGGGGCUGGCUCUGAGCUCCCGGAAGAACCUGUGUAUUCAUCCCGAGGUGACACCCCUGCGCUUUGGGAAGGACGUGGACGGGAAAUGCCACAGCCUCACGGCCUCAUACGUGCGGGCGCAGUACCAGCGGGACUCCAGCCUGCCCCACUGCCGCUUCUACGAGGAAUUUGAUGUUCACGGGCGCCAGGUGCCCCUCCCCACGGGCAUCUACAACCUGGAUGACCUGAAGGCCGUAGGACGGCGCCAGGGCUGGUGCCCAUACUUCCUGGCCCGAUACUCAAUCCUGCACGCCAACGUGGUGGUCUACAGCUACCACUACCUGCUGGACCCCAAGAUUGCCGACCUGGUGUCCAAGGAGCUGGCCCGCAAGGCCGUGGUCGUCUUUGACGAGGCCCACAACAUCGACAACGUCUGCAUCGACUCCAUGAGUGUCAACCUCACCCGCCGCACCCUGGAUCGGUGCCAGGCCAACCUGGAGACCCUGCAGAAGACGGUGCUCAGGAUCAAGGAGACGGACGAGCAGCGACUGCGAGAGGAGUACCGCCGCCUGGUGGAGGGGCUGCGGGAGGCCAGCGCCGCCCGGGAGACCGAUGCCCACCUGGCCAACCCGGUGCUGCCUGACGAAGUGCUGAAGGAGGCGGUGCCCGGCUCCAUCCGCACUGCCGAGCACUUCCUGGGCUUCCUGCGCCGCCUGUUGGAGUACGUCAAGUGGCGCCUGCGGGUGCAGCAUGUGGUCCAGGAGAGCCCGCCCGCCUUCCUCAGCGGCCUGGCCCAGCGCGUCUGCAUCCAGCGCAAGCCCCUCAGGUUCUGCGCCGAGCGCCUCCGCUCCCUCUUGCACACCUUGGAGAUCUCGGACCUCACUGACUUCUCCCCACUCACCCUCCUCGCUAACUUCGCCACGCUUGUCAGCACCUACGCGAAGGGUUUCACCAUCAUCAUCGAGCCCUUUGACGACAGGACCCCGACCAUUGCCAACCCCAUCCUGCACUUCAGCUGCAUGGACGCCUCACUGGCCAUCAAACCCGUGUUUGAGCGCUUCCAGUCCGUCAUCAUCACAUCCGGGACACUGUCCCCGCUGGACAUCUACCCCAAGAUCCUGGACUUCCACCCCGUCACCAUGGCGACCUUCACCAUGACGUUGGCCCGGGUCUGCCUCUGCCCCAUGAUCAUCGGCCGUGGCAACGACCAGGUGGCCAUCAGCUCCAAGUUUGAGACCCGGGAAGAUAUUGCGGUGAUCCGGAACUACGGGAAUCUCCUGCUGGAGAUGUCCGCUGUGGUCCCUGACGGCAUCGUGGCCUUCUUCACCAGCUACCAAUACAUGGAGAGCACCGUGGCCUCCUGGUACGAGCAGGGCAUCCUGGAGAACAUCCAGAGGAACAAGCUGCUCUUCAUCGAGACCCAGGAUGGGGCUGAGACCAGUGUUGCCCUGGAGAAGUACCAGGAGGCCUGUGAGAACGGCCGCGGUGCCAUCCUGCUCUCAGUGGCCCGAGGCAAGGUGUCCGAGGGAAUUGACUUUGUGCACCACUACGGGCGGGCCGUCAUCAUGUUCGGGGUGCCCUACGUCUACACCCAGAGCCGCAUUCUCAAGGCACGGCUGGAAUACCUUCGGGACCAGUUCCAGAUUCGUGAAAACGACUUUCUCACCUUUGAUGCCAUGCGCCACGCCGCCCAGUGUGUGGGUCGGGCCAUCAGGGGCAAGACGGACUAUGGCCUGAUGGUCUUUGCCGACAAGCGGUUUGCUCGGGCUGACAAGCGAGGGAAGCUGCCCCGGUGGAUCCAGGAGCACCUCACGGACGCCAACCUCAACCUGACCGUCGACGAGGGGGUCCAGGUCGCCAAGUACUUCCUGAGGCAGAUGGCACAGCCCUUCCACCGGGAGGACCAGCUGGGCCUGUCCCUGCUCAGCCUGGAGCAGCUGGAGUCAGAGGAGACUCUGCGGAGGAUCGAGCAGAUUGCCCAGCAGCUGUAGCGCCAGGCGGGGCCGUGACGCCCAAGUCUUAGCCGGCCUCGGUCCCGGUGCUCGGAGGGGCCUCCGGGAGGGGCCUGGAGGUCCCCACAGGACACCUCAGGGAGACCUUCUAGCUGCCAGAUCUACAGCCUUUAAUCUCAGGAGUGGAGCUCAGGGAGGCCGGAGCCGUGGGGAGCCAUCAGGGAGAGGAGAGGACUCCCUCCCCUUGCCCACCCCUCCCGCUCCUCCUGAGAAGCCACAGCCACGUGGUCCUGUCGCCUCUAGCGGGGGCCCAGGUCCUGGGUGCUGGUGCUGAGGGUCCGCGAGGCCUCGCUCAGGUGCUGCCUGGGGAACUGGGGACAGGCAUGGGGCAGCUGAGGGCAAGACACAGGGCUGCCCCUGCCCAGCGGGGCUAUGCCGCCGGCCCAUCUUCCUGUCCCUACCCAACUCCAACCCCUCCAUCCCCCUGCAUCUACCCAAAUAAAACCCAUC
This is a messenger RNA of Budorcas taxicolor (takin), 2856 nucleotides long. RefSeq names its product ERCC excision repair 2, TFIIH core complex helicase subunit (gene ERCC2). Gene Ontology annotation, biological process: transcription by RNA polymerase II; nucleotide-excision repair; positive regulation of mitotic recombination. NCBI's taxonomy places the organism in Eukaryota, Metazoa, Chordata, Mammalia, Artiodactyla, Bovidae. Gene Ontology annotation, cellular component: nucleus. The transcript has 23 exons. Gene Ontology annotation, molecular function: ATP binding; damaged DNA binding; DNA helicase activity. Bases 103 to 2385 code for a protein of 760 amino acids. The record is from RefSeq and is a predicted model, not a curated record.